Messenger RNA from Pyricularia oryzae 70-15, 258 nucleotides. RefSeq lists its product as uncharacterized. The coding region runs from base 1 to 258 and encodes 85 amino acids. The transcript is spliced from 2 exons. NCBI's taxonomy places the organism in Eukaryota, Fungi, Ascomycota, Sordariomycetes, Magnaporthales, Pyriculariaceae. The record is from RefSeq and is a predicted model, not a curated record.
AUGAAACUAUACGCCAUUUGCUUCUCUAUCAAGUGGCCCAGAUCUCGUCGCGAUUGUCUGUUCGUCCCUGGUGAUGAGGUCGAGGUCUUGAAACGACUUCGUGGCUGGUCAGCCUUGCCUGUAUGCAGAUGCAGCAGGGAGCAUCACCGACGAACGACAAUUUCACGCCCAACGUUGGACGAGACCAUAGUUGUCUUAAAAGAGGAACUAAUACAGGUUAAUCCGCUGUCAUUCGCCAGGUGCGGCUGUGGACCCUGA